AUGGUACAGUCCAGCCGGGGCUGGGACGCGGCACCUCACUCGGGGUGGGGGGUCAAACCAUCUGCACCUUCUAAGGGGAAAGGGGCAAAACCCCCUAGAGGAGUCCCUCCUGGCACCGCGCUUCGCAAUGGCUUCGGUGCCGCUUCACCCCUGCCUUCGCCGCGCGCAGCCUCCCCUCUGCGACCCCCGAGUGGCUCGCACGCUCCGCCGGUCGCGCGCACCUCUCCUCCCCUGCCCGCGUUGGUUGGGCCGGGACGGCAGUUGGGCGCCCGGCGCGCUGCUGCCGCGGCGGUUGGGCGGGCGCUUGGGGUGCGACGGGCCGUCUUCCCUGGCCCGGGCCGGGAGGGGGUGCACUUUGUUCCAGACGCUGGAACUGUGGCUCAGAUCGUCUACACCGAUGACCAGGUUCGUCCACCCCAGCAGGUGGUGUACACGGCAGAUGGUGCCUCCUACACGUCAGUGGAUGGUCCGGAGCAUACGCUGGUAUACAUCCAUCCUGUGGAAGCCGCUCAGGUUCAGGCCUCAUUACCUGUGCAUAAUCAGGUGUUACCCUCCAUUGAGAGUGUGGAUGGCUCAGACCCUUUGGCCACUCUGCAGAGCCCUAUGGAUAGACUGGAGGCCAAAGACGAAGAGGAUGAGGAUGAGGAUGAGGACACUGAGGAAGAUGAGGAGGAAGAUGGUGAAGACACAGACCUGGAUGACUGGGAACCAGAUCCACCUCGGCCCUUCGACCCGCAUGACCUAUGUAAGUACCAGCUGGUUUCUCUUGAUAAAGGGGACAGAAAAGACAGGGAUUUGCAUGAAGACCUAUGGUUUGAGUUAUCUGAUGAGACCCUUUGUAACUGGAUGAUGUUUGUACGUCCAGCCCAGAAUCACCUGGAGCAGAACCUGGUGGCUUAUCAAUAUGGCCACCAUGUGUAUUAUACAACAAUAAAGAAUGUAGAACCCAAGCAGGAACUUAAGGUAUGGCGCUGCAUCACCCAAUCUCUUGUCCCCAGAACAAGAGGCAGAGGAAGGGGACGAGGCAAGAGGCGAUUUGGCCCAGGUCGACGGCCAGGGCGUCCUCCAAAAUUUAUCCGCUUGGAAAUAACCAGUGAAAAUGGGGAGAAGUGUGAUGAUGGGACACAGGACUUGCUACAUUUUUCCCCCAAGGAGCAGUUUGAUGAGGCUGAACCAGCUCCUCUGAAUGGAAUCAUAUUUGUGUGUGUCUUUCAGAAUGCAGCUCUUCAGCAUCUGUUUAUUCGGAAGUCCUUCCGGCCUUUUAAAUGUUUGCAGUGUGGGAAGGCCUUCCGUGAAAAGGACAAACUGGACCAACACUUGCGCUUCCACGGGCGGGAGGGGAACUGCCCGUUGACCUGUGAUCUUUGUAACAAAGGCUUCAUCAGCAGCGCAUCUUUGGAGAGCCACAUGAAGCUCCAUUCAGACCAGAAGACUUACUCUUGCAUUUUUUGCCCAGAGUCCUUUGACCGCCUUGAUUUGUUGAAAGAUCACGUGGCCAUUCAUAUCAAUGAUGGCUACUUCACCUGCCCAACGUGCAAGAAACGGUUCCCAGAUUUUAUCCAGGUGAAAAAACACGUGCGAAGCUUUCACUCAGAAAAGAUCUACCAGUGUACAGAGUGUGACAAGGCCUUUUGCCGUCCUGACAAACUGCGACUCCACAUGCUACGGCAUUCAGACCGCAAAGAUUUCCUGUGCUCUACAUGUGGGAAGCAGUUUAAGCGAAAAGACAAACUACGGGAACAUAUGCAAAGGAUGCAUAAUCCUGAGCGGGAAGCCAAGAAAGCCGACCGCAUCAGCCGCUCCAAGACAUUCAAGCCUCGUAUCACGUCCACCGACUAUGACAGCUUCACGUUCAAGUGCCGCCUGUGUAUGAUGGGCUUCCGGAGACGAGGCAUGCUGGUAAAUCACUUAUCAAAGAGGCACCCAGACAUGAAGAUAGAAGAGGUGCCAGAGUUAACUCUACCCAUCAUAAAACCCAACCGUGAUUACUUUUGUCAGUAUUGUGAUAAGGUUUAUAAAAGUGCCAGCAAGCGGAAAGCCCACAUUCUGAAGAACCAUCCUGGGGCUGAGCUCCCACCAAGCAUUCGGAAACUCCGUCCUGCUGGCCCUGGAGAACCAGACCCCAUGCUCAGCACCCACACCCAGCUCACAGGCACAAUAGCUACCCCUCCUGUCUGCUGCCCCCACUGCUCCAAACAGUACAGCAGCAAGACCAAGAUGGUACAACACAUUCGAAAGAAGCAUCCAGAGUAUGCCCAGCUCCCUAGCACUUUACACACACCUCUAACAACAGCUGUGAUCAGCACUGCUCCAGCUGUUUUAACUACCGAUAGUGCUACUGGAGAGACUGUGGUGACAACAGACUUGCUAACCCAAGCCAUGACAGAACUGUCCCAGACCUUAACAACAGAUUACCGAACGCCACAAGGGGACUACCAGCGAAUUCAGUACAUCCCUGUGUCACAGUCCACAUCAGGUCUGCAGCAACCUCAGCACAUACAGCUUCAAGUGGUGCAAGUGGCUCCGGCCACCUCCCCUCACCAGUCUCAGCAGUCCACUGUGGAUGUGGGCCAGCUCCACGACCCCCAGACCUACACCCAGCAUGCCAUCCAGGUGCAGCACAUCCAAGUCACUGAGCCCACCACCUCAGCGCCAUCGUCCGCUCAGGUUGCGGGGCAGCCAUUGAGCCCCUCAUCCCAGCAGUCUCAGCAGGGGCUCAGCCCCACCCAUAUACCAGGCAGUUCUUCCGCACAAGGCCAGACUCUCCAGCAGCAGCAGCAGAGUGCUUCUGUACAGCACACGUACCUACCCAAUGCUUGGAAUUCCUUCCGUGGAUAUUCAUCUGAGAUUCAAAUGAUGACACUUCCCCCAGGUCAGUUUGUGAUUACAGACAGUGGUGUGGCAACUCCUGUUACCACUGGCCAAGUGAAGGCAGUUACCCAGGGUCAUUAUGUGUUAUCAGAAAGUCAGCCGGAAUUGGAGGAAAAGCAAGCUUCUCCCCUCUCUGCGGGAGUCCAGGUUCAGCCAACUGCGCACAGUGACUUAGACCCUCAGACCACCAGCCAACAGCAGCCCACACAGUACAUCAUUACAACUACCACCAAUGGGAAUGGAAGCAGUGAAGUACAUAUCACUAAACCAUAACUGCCAUCCUUGAGCUAGAAUCAAGCAAUCAUGUCAUAUCUUUUCUCAUUCAUAAAUUGGAAAGCUUCUGUCUGACACUGAGAGCUCUUUUUUAAGAUUUACCAUUCAGUCAAGAGUUUGGAGGCCACAGCUUUGACACUCAUAUGUACACUGGGGCUUGUUUUAUCAAGGUCAUCUUUAUGACUCUGAACCAUAGGAGUUUCUGCCACGGAAUGGAGAUCUUUCAGAAGAAAGUAGAUUUCAAGAUGGAGAAACUUUGCCUUGCUCUUGAGUUGUUUUUUUAACAUAUUGAUAAGCCUAAGCCUUACUUUUCCUUUGUGGAAAUAUUAAGUGGUGUAUUGUGUUUGUACCAAAGGUGGAGAAAGGAUGGGCGAAGCCACUGGACUUCAUUCCAAACCGUGGCACCAAAGGAGAAGGGGCAUUUUAUGGCCAUGUGUUAGAUCAGGACUGCUUCAUCUUGUGAGUUCGCAGUAAUUUAAUAAGUGGAGCCUAUUGAUUAUGAAAAUAACAAUGAUGAAACAAAGGGUUGAUAGUGAUGGUCUGAAGGAAAUUCUGUCAUCUAAAUUUUUGUUACUGCUGAUUUAAAAAAACAAAACAAAACCUUGCCUUUUUUUGGAAGACCACUGUUGGGCUGUUGGUAGUAUUUUCCACAGAUGCUAGUCCUCACCGGAUUUGGCCAGACUCCAUGUUUUGAUACAUCUUACUUUGUUUCUCCACAAUGGUGGAUUCCCUGUAAGAAUAACAGGUUGCUUGAUGUCAGCAGAAUUUAAACUCCUACAUUAAAGCUUUGCCUCCCAUUCUCUGGUGUGGUUGUAAUAAGAGGGAGAUAUUGGAGAUAUCGGUACCAAGUAAAAUUACUAAGACAAUUAUAUGUAUAUAUAAAGUAAAAAGCACUGAAACCUUGUCCUGCUUUGCAGGACCCGUUUACCAUUCACUGGUAAAGGAUGAAGUCCUUGUUCUUACCAGGUGUACAUUCAACCCUUGUUCAUAGCAUUCAGUGUAUUAUCAUAGAACUUUUAAUGCUGUCUUAAAAUGAACAUUCUUUAAGAUUGGAUGGAAAGAUGGCCCUCCUUAUUUCUUACCACUUUUAACUUAAACAGGUAUCAACUCAUCUGGACCUUUUGGUAUGAUCAACUUCACACUUAGGAGAAAAAUAAGAACGUAGGGACCAUUUAUAGUAUGUUAAGGUAAUUAUAAGGGAUCUGGAAGAAAUCCAAUUUUUAUGAAUAUUACACUGUUAGUAGGGAGAGGAAAAAAAAUCUGCCUCAGUGAUAGUUUUGCUUAAAUGUGUUUCCUUUUGUUAGCUGUGACUUCAACAGGGGAAAACAUUUCUCCCCUUUUUAUUGUACAUUCUAAUUGUACACAUAAAACAUUGCAGAGAUCAGUAUGUAUUUUAACAACUUUUUGUGACAUACUAACACAUUUUUAGAAUAAUUAUUGCAUGGUAGAAUUUAUCACUCCAGAACAGAAAAACCUACUUCAAUUUCAAAUGAAGUUAACUAAUUUAUUUUAUUUACAUUUCUGGGUUGAAACUGGUUAUAUAAAUUAGAAGUAUAGUAGCUUCUUUAUGGUAAAGAUACUUUUCUAAAAAGUAAACAAUUCUAUUGAAAUAACUUUAUUAAUAUGUAGAUUUUGCACUUUAUUUUUUGAGACCUUGUUCAUUUAGUUAUCCCUGAAAAUUUGGGCACUAACAGAACUUGAGAAGGUUACUUGGUAAAUGUGUAGAAGCUGGAAAGGGACUCUAUAUCUUUGGUAGCAAAGAGGUAGUGUCAAUACUUUUAAUAGAAAAUAUUGACCCUAUAUCACAAAAUAGAGACUUUGGGUCCCAAAAUCCCACAAUGUAAUGAUUGUAAUAUCCUAGGUUUUAUCCUAAUAUCCUAAUAUCCUAGGGUUCAAUGUAGAAAGACUUGCUAGGUGAAGAACACUAGACUUUUCUAAAGGUCCAGUUUGUUUCUAUACCUUGAAUUUGGCUCUGUUGUAUCCUUUUUAAUUUGAACCAGCAAGAUAUCUCCCUUCCCCUCAGGAAUAACUUGUUGCUUAAAAUAAAAAUCUAUCACUGAAUGGAAUGUUCAUUUUAUGCCAGUUAUUUCAAGUUUUAAAAUACACAGAAGAAACUGUUGUGGAAGGACCUCUUUGUCUCUUUCCCAUCUAAGUUUGUUUUUCCUUUCUUUCUUUCUUCUUCUUUUUUUUAAAUGUGGAAUAAGUAAAGAUUCUAAAGCUAAUUUGUAUAUUAUCAACCAGAGAUGCAGGUGGCAGUCAAGCCAAACAACACUGCUUUAAGAUCAGGUAUUCUGCACAUUCAUCCAAGGUAACAGAUUUUCAAAAGGACUUGGAUUUGAAGAGAUGGCUGAUUACAAGCCCUCUGAAGCCCCAAUUUGGAAAAAAAUGUAUGUAGCCAAUGUUUAUAUUGUUUCCUCUCUUCAGACACAUUGACACUCUAGACUUCAAUCAGUGCAGUGUGAAAAUUUUGGAAUUACAUGUAGAGUUUACAUUUUUAUUAUUUGAUUUGCCCACAUAAUAGACAUUUCAUCAUGUAAAAUUCCUGUUACUCUGGAAAAACCUGUUGUUUUGAUCUUCUUGAAUUGUUUUCUGAUUUUGAAUUAUCCUUUCAAAAAAUUCUUAAGAUAUCUAGGGCUAAAAAGCACUUCAUGAGAUGCUAAAGCUGACCCAUGGGUUGAAAAUGUUGGCCCUAUCCUGUUAUUUAAAUGUGAACAUUUAUUGUACAUUCAGUGAGUUAUAGUGUUAAUAGUCUUGUGCUACUCAGCAGGUGUAAAAAUUAAUAAAUAUUUUUUUU
This is a messenger RNA of Hipposideros armiger (great roundleaf bat), 5938 nucleotides long. RefSeq names its product PR/SET domain 10 (gene PRDM10). Gene Ontology annotation, cellular component: nucleus. The record is from RefSeq and is a predicted model, not a curated record. Gene Ontology annotation, molecular function: protein binding. Gene Ontology annotation, biological process: positive regulation of transcription by RNA polymerase II. Lineage: Eukaryota; Metazoa; Chordata; Mammalia; Chiroptera; Hipposideridae. The transcript has 17 exons. Bases 1 to 3144 code for a protein of 1047 amino acids.